AUGUCUGCUUAUGCGCAUCAGAUGGAGAGGGAAUUCUCAGGUCUCUCCAGCCGAAACAAUUCUGAGAUGGGAAGUCGAUUUUCGAUAGAUUCUGGAUGUUACAUGACAUCUUUAGCAGCUACCAUCUUCAUAGCUUCUCUUGUAACAUUUGGAGUGUUGAUGCUAACACUUCUUGUAGCUAUUUCAACCAUGUUACAGAGCUGCCAAAACCAAAACCCUGGAGUCGUCGAGGUCCAAAGAUUUGAUGACGAGAGUUUCGGUUACUGCAAGAUCUUGUCUCUACACUCACAGCUCAACAGUAUCGAAUUACCAUUGUUAUGCAGAGAUGUUGCUUCACGCAGAAUCAAACAAGGAAUCUACUUGAGAGAGUUAAACUUCACUGUCCAAAUUGCUCUCUCUUAUUUCCAAACCAUCAAACCGAUGAAAAAUAACCGAGAUGUUGUUGUCAUCGAUAUCGAUGAAACCAAUCUAUUAGAAGAAGAUAGUUAUAUUGAAGAAGCAAAGCAACAGAAAAGGAAGCUAACACUUGAGCUAUACUCUAAGCUAAGAUCACAAGGCUAUUCAAUGUUUCUGUUAUCAAGAAGACAUGAAAGAGAGCGGAAUGCAACAACCGAGGAGUUAGAAUCUAGAGGAUAUGGCGGUUGGUCCCGUUUGAUCAUGAGGGAAAAUGAUGCUAGACAGAAGCAAGAACUAGAAGGAGAAGACCGAGUAGUUGGAGUUAUUGGUAAUCAUAUGGAUGUGUUAACAGGCCAGUGGAAUUGGCAAAGAGAAAUCAAAUACAGGCAAAAUCUAGAGAAAGAUUUUUCAAGAGUUAAGAAGCUCUAUGUUCAUGUGUCAGUUACAACCCUAAGCCUCUGA
Molecule: messenger RNA, 858 nt
Organism: Microthlaspi erraticum
Lineage: Eukaryota; Viridiplantae; Streptophyta; Magnoliopsida; Brassicales; Brassicaceae
Source: the annotation of a GenBank genome assembly